Messenger RNA from Saccostrea cuccullata (small rock oyster), 1127 nucleotides. RefSeq lists its product as uncharacterized. The record is from RefSeq and is a predicted model, not a curated record. NCBI's taxonomy places the organism in Eukaryota, Metazoa, Mollusca, Bivalvia, Ostreida, Ostreidae. Gene Ontology annotation, cellular component: membrane. The transcript is spliced from 3 exons. Bases 124 to 648 code for a protein of 174 amino acids.
CAAUUCAGGGUGUGACAAAAUCUUGCCGUGGCUACAGCAGUAUCGAUCUUCUUUACCUAUAUAUCUACGCUGUCGCAACUGCUCGGUUUUCCUGAUUAAUACAUCUUACGAUUAAUUUAUAAAAUGGGUUGUUGUGAUGAUUCUUCCGUUCUGUCCAAGGUGGCUACAGUGGUCAUCCUUGUUUCCUUUGUGUGCUGUACGAUUGCCAUAUUCACUCCCUAUUGGUCGGAUCUAGAAUCCAAUGGGACUGUGAACUACACCGGCUUAUUUUACACCUGUACUAACGAUGUCUCCAACUGCUUCAACCUGGACAAUGUCCUCUCCGUGUAUCAGGGAACAGAUUACUAUGACGAUUUUCUUGCCACCCUCUCGCUACAGCUGGUUGGUUGGGUUGGCGUCUUGGUUUCCAUGGUGAUUAUGAUUGUUUUCUCUUGCUGUCUUCCAAACAAAAUCCUUGGUUGGGUGGCUGUUAUAUUCAUGCUGAUCGGAGGUCUGUGCAUCACAGUGAGCUUGAUAAUCUAUGGUGCCUCCUUGAUCGAUCUCUACAACUCCCUUCUUAGCUGGUCGUUCGGUCUGGACGUUGCUGGUGCAGCACUCGCACUGACUGCCGCAGUCCUUAUGAUUAUCAACAGCUGUAUAAUACCAUAAAUCACAGUUCCCAUAGCAGCAAAUGGCAGAUAACAAAGGCAGGUCUCCCCGGAGUUCCCUCCCAUUUGUAGACGCUCAAAAUUAAUAUUUGUUAUGCCAAAACCGGAUUUCAUCCGAUUACUCUCCAAGACUGUAGAAAUUCAAAUGACAUUUAAUAGCUUUUGCAGCUAGAAAUCGACCCGUUUCUACAUUCAAGAGUAUUUUGUCCUUGUUCUAGAUUUGUGCCAUACUUUAAAUCUACAUUUCUUGGUAUAUGCAUUGACAAACGAAUGUGUAUACACUGGUCACGUGCUACCACGUCAAUUACGAUUUAGAUUCAUGGCGCGCUUUGUGGAGAAUGCAAGCGUUUUGAAAGACGCCUUCAAAAAGUACAUGAAAUGCAAUUCCUCAUUACCAACUCAUCAAUAUAGUCAAUUUGUCUUGCAGAUAUUCUUUUCCUUGUAAUAUGGAUAUUUAUUUUUAUGUGCAAUACUGUUACA